UGUUGCUGACGCGCGGGUGGCCGGCCCGGCCGCCUCGGGAGCGGGGGGCGCCUCGGACCCCAGCGGGGGCUGGGCCCCGCCUUCCUUCUCUGUCUUCUUAUUUUUUGUUAUUAUUAUUUUUACCCUCCCCGGUAGCGGCCCGGCGGGUGCCCGCGGUCCGCGCCCGCCCUGCCCGCGCCCGGCAGGAGGGGGUUGAAAAAAAAAAAAUGUCUUUCUUCAACUUUCGUAAGAUCUUUAAGCUGGGCGGCGAGAAGAAGAAGAAGCAGUACGAGCACGUCAAGAGGGACCUGAACCCGGAGGAGUUCUGGGAGAUCAUCGGGGAGCUCGGGGACGGUGCUUUCGGCAAGGUGUUCAAGGCUCAGAAUAAAGAAACAAAAGUACUGGCUGCUGCAAAGGUGAUUGAUACUAAAUCAGAAGAAGAACUAGAAGAUUACAUGGUUGAGAUUGAUAUUUUAGCUUCCUGUGAUCAUCCUAAUAUCGUUAAGCUCCUAGAUGCUUUCUACUAUGAAAAUAAUCUUUGGAUCCUGAUCGAAUUUUGUGCCGGUGGAGCAGUAGAUGCAGUAAUGUUGGAGCUUGAGAGGCCACUAACAGAGCCACAGAUCAAAGUGGUGUGCAGGCAGACACUGGAAGCAUUGAACUACUUGCAUGAAAAUAAGAUUAUCCAUAGAGAUCUAAAAGCUGGCAAUAUUCUUUUCACAUUAGAUGGAGACAUUAAACUAGCGGACUUUGGCGUAUCAGCUAAAAACACAAGAACAAUACAGAGAAGAGAUUCUUUUAUUGGUACACCAUAUUGGAUGGCUCCAGAAGUAGUAAUGUGUGAGACAUCUAAAGACAGACCUUAUGAUUACAAGGCUGAUAUUUGGUCUCUGGGCAUUACUUUAAUAGAAAUGGCUCAAAUAGAACCACCUCAUCAUGAAUUAAAUCCAAUGCGAGUGCUUCUGAAAAUAGCAAAAUCUGAUCCACCUACGUUAGCCCAGCCUUCAAAAUGGUCGUCAGAUUUUAAAGAUUUUCUAAAGAAGUGUUUGGAGAAGAAUGUGGAUGCAAGGUGGAGUGCAGCCCAGCUUCUACAGCAUCCAUUUGUCACUGUUACUUCCAAUAAACCAAUAAGGGAAUUGAUUGCGGAAGCUAAAGCUGAAGUUACAGAAGAAGUUGAAGAUGGUAAAGAUGAGGAUGAAGAGGAGGAAACAGAAAAUUCUCUGCAGUUACCUGCAGACAAGCGUGCAUCCUCUGACCUUAGUAUUGCCAGCUCUGAAGAGGAUAAACUUUCACAGAACGCCUCUGUUCUGGAAUCUCUUUCUGAGAAAACAGAAAGUAAUGCAACCGAAGAGAAAAACAGCAUUGUAUUUCCAGAUGAUAAAACAACUGGAGAUGAAUCUGAGGACAUUAAAUUUGGGGAAGCAGCUGAUAACAUAUGUGAUACUACUGUUGGCAAUAUGAAAGUGCAGAAUGGUUCUGUGCCCACUGAUAAAGGUGAGCAAGGCAAAAUAUUGGCAACUGAAAAGAAUAUAGAAAGACUAGAGGAAGCACAUGAAGAUACUGAACUCCAGAAAGGAAAGAAUGAAGCUGAUAUGGUUACAAAACCAGAAAUAAAGGAUGAACACAACUUAAAAAUAGAGAAAGAAAAAGACAUUGGAAAUAAACAGAUGGAAGAAAAUAAACUGAUAAUAGCACCCACAACUGAAAAGAGCAUUGACACUGGGGAAGCCUUUUCUAAGGAAACUGGUGAAAAAGAGGAGAAGGAAAACAGAGCAGAUAUUCCAGAAAAUAAAAACAGAGAGGUCACUGUAGAAAAUACUGCAGAGCAAAAGGAAGAUAAAGACAAAGCUCAGAAAGAAGUGGUGAUGGACACCACUACAGAAAUUUUAGCUAACGCUCAGGAUAAAACAUCUGAUGAAGAAAAGGAACUAAUAAGCCUUGGAGUUGACAAUAAUCAGGACAUAGGCAGUAAUGGUGAAACUCAGAUCAGUGAUGGGCAUAAAAUAUCUGAGACAGAGGAUAAGCUAGCAGAAAGUCAGCCUGCGCAGGUCCAUGAGAUAAUCAGCUCUGAGGAAACAGUGUCUAAAAGCCAAGAUAAAACAAUCGAAGUAGAGAAGAAACUGGAAGAAAGUGAAAAUGAGGAUAUUUGUAAAAUAAGCAACAUGGAGGAAAGUAAGAUCAAAGACUCUGAAAAAGAAGACACAGACCAGAAGGCAAUAGAGAGUAAGCCUGAGGAUAUUCCUGAUAAAGUGGUGGAUAAACCAACUGAGACGGACCAGGAUGCAGAAGGGCGCAGACAUGAGACUAUCCAGACAAGCAGUACUCAAGUAGAGAAAAAACCUUCAGAAAUUACUUCAGAUGAACUAGUAAAGAAUAAGCUUCAAGGUACAGAAGAUGAACAAGCCGAUGACUCUGAGCUCACUCCGGUUCCCAGUAUUAGCAUUAGCACCGAAGAAAAUGAGGAAAAAGUUAAAACAGAUAAUCAAAAUAAUACUGAAACAUUACAGCAGCUGGAAUCAGAGACACUAAAGGAAAAUGAUGCAGAUUCAGGCACUGGUUCUGCAGCUGAUAACAGCAGCAUUGAUUUGAACUUGUCCAUUUCUAGCUUCCUCAGUAAAAACAAAGAGACAGGAUCAAUAUCUUUACAAGAAACUAGAAGACAAAAGAAAACAUUAAAGAAAACUCGCAAGUUUGUUGUUGAUGGAGUAGAAGUGAGUGUGACCACAUCAAAAAUAGUUACUGAAAAUGACUCAAAAAGUGAAGAAAUGCGAUUUCUACGGCGUCAAGAGCUGAGAGAGCUGAGACUUCUUCAGAAGGAAGAGCAGAGAGCUCAACAGCAGCUCAGUAAUAAACUCUUGCAACAGCGAGAACAGAUGUACAGGCGUUUUGAACAGGAAAUGACAAGUAAAAAACGGCAGUAUGAUCAAGAAAUAGAAAAUCUAGAAAAGCAACAGAAACAGACAAUAGAGCGUUUGGAACAGGAACACACAAACCGUUUAAGAGAUGAAGCAAAACGUAUCAAAGCAGAACAGGAGAAGGAAUUGUCUAAAUUCCAGAACAUGUUGAAGAAUAAAAAAAAGGAGGAGCAAGAAUUUGUGCAGAAGCAGCAACAAGAACUGGAUGCCUCUCUGAAGAAAAUUAUUCAGCAGCAAAAGACAGAACUAGCCACUAUUGAACGAGAUUGCCUCAACAACAAACAGCAGCUCAUGAGAGCUCGUGAAGCUGCAAUCUGGGAGCUGGAAGAACGACACUUGCAAGAGAAGCAUCAGCUCCUCAAACAGCAACUCAAAGAUCAGUACUUCAUGCAGAGACACCAACUGCUUAAGAGGCAUGAAAAAGAAACAGAGCAAAUGCAGAGAUAUAAUCAACGACUUAUUGAGGAGUUAAAGAACAAGCAAACUCAGGAAAGAGCACGGCUGCCUAAAAUCCAGCGAAGCGAAGCAAAGACUCGAAUGGCUAUGUUUAAGAAAAGUUUAAGAAUCAACUCAUUAGCUUCUCCAGACCAAGAUCGUGAAAAAAUUAAACAGUUUGCUGUUCAAGAAGAAAAGAGACAAAAAAAUGAGAGACUGGCUCAGCAUCAGAAACAUGAAAAUCAAAUGCGGGACCUUCAGUUGCAAUGUGAAGCAAACAUCAGAGAGCUGCAUCAAUUACAGAAUGAAAAAUGCCAUCUACUGGUUGAACAUGAGACUCAGAAGCUGAAAGAACUGGAUGAAGAGCACAGCCAAGAACUGAAGGAAUGGAGAGAGAAACUGAGACCAAGAAAAAAGACACUGGAAGAGGAAUUUGCUAGAAAACUGCAAGAACAGGAAGUUUUCUUUAAAAUGACUGGAGAAUCUGAAUGCCUUAAUCCUUCAACACAAAGCCGGAUUUCCAAAUUCUAUCCAAUCCCCAGCCUUCACUCCACUGGGUCGUAACUCUGGGAACUGCUGUAGGUUUUUCGUAUUUGGAAUUCUCCAUCCUCAUCAUCUAACCUGAUAUAAUCUGCAGUGUGCAUCAAGGGACCGUAGCGCGCUCUGUUUUCAGUGGAGACAAUCAGUGUCGCUUUCGUUUUUUUCCUUCUUCUCUGAAUGGAAGAAAACAAAAAAGGGGAACAGACAGUGUAUAAUGGUAAUGUGAUGUCCUUCAGCUCUUUCAAGAAUAAGUGGAUUUUUUAAUCUAAGACUCAGUACGUUACUUUCGGGUUUGGCUUCAAGUAAGCAAGCCUAAAAUAAUAUAAUCUUUAUGAUCACAAAAAAAAAAAGGUUUCUCAUGUAAGCAUUUAAAUGAUGUAAUAUUAGUUCUACUGCUGUGUUUUUAAAUAUCUGGUUUCUCUGCAACAGAAUUCCAUAACUGAAACAGCCGUAAGAGGUUUAAAAUGUUGUAAAUGUUGAGUAGUGGCUUCAUAACAAGGACUGAAACUAAUUAGAACAUGCCAAUAAUCAGAAAAAUAAACCCUUAGAUUUAAACGUGAUUGGUAACAGCAAAAGCCUUUACAACUUAUUUAAAAACAAACAAACAAAAAACAAAAAACAAACCUCUGGCAUAAAUUAAACUGAGCAGGUCUCCAUUGCAUAUUUUGUCCAUUAAUUCCAUAAUGAAAUGGGGUGCUAGUUUAAUUAAUACAGUGCCUGAAACACUUAGAUAUGCUACUCUUGGCAACAAGAUAGUGUUUUGUCAUUAAAGAAAACCUCCUUAACAUUGUUUGUUACUGUACAAAACAAAAAAUUCGUGCUGCUACUGCCAUUUUGUCAUAAGUCCUCACCCUAAAAUAUUUUGCACUAAAAUAUGUAAAGGUGAAAAGAAUGCUAACUUUAAAAUGCACAGUUUAUUUUCCUUAGCUAUUGCAGGUGGUUAGUUCUACAAAUGGAAAAAAUGUAGAAUGUAUUUUUUAGAAUACAGUGUGCAAAAUGCACGUGGUUUCUCUAACUUUACCUGGAAUGGGUAGAGCCAUCUUUUUGUUCUUACCAAAGCCUGUUCUUUUAAACUCCUCAGAAAAGUGGAGGUGGAUGGUCAUAUUUAUAAAUAACCAUGCCUGAAGUCUGAUUCAAUUAGAUGCGUUAGACUUGACUUAUUUUUAAUUUUAGUCAUUUUAUUUUAUAGAAAGAUUUAAGUUAAAUAUAUAGACAAACUACAAAGCUGGGUUUUCUGCUUUUUGUUUUGCUACAUACUAACAAAUACGGUUUUUAUUUUUCAAGUUCAUAGAUGUAUAAUAAGUUAUUUACCUGACUGAUCUGCAGUGGAAAAAACCUGAAAUGUUUCUCAUAUAGCAGGUAGGGAAAUAUAACUGUAUUAGAUCACUUUUAGUGCACUCCUUUUCAUCGCUAGAAUUUGAGUCAUAUCAAGACAGUAUUAUAAGCUGUACUUUGGUAUGCCAAAGUUAAAUUUGUAAAAUAGUAUUUCCUUUCUGUCAUUUGAGGCCUAUCUUUCUAGUCUCUCUGGGUAUCGACUGUAAACCUUUCCUUUUUAUUUUGCUAGCUUGCAUUAAAUGUGAGACUGGUGAACAUUGUAUGAUGUUCAUUUCAUGGGAACAGUGUUGAUGCAUGGGAAUGAACUCAUAAAUAACAUAGGACUUUAAUCAGAUUUGAUUGAAAUCUUGGAUGCUGAAAUCCUUGGAUGUUGAACCUAUACCUUCUUAAUGGAGACAUUUAAUUUACAGCACAGUAAAAAUAAUUGAAAAAUGCAUGUUUUGAUUUAAAUUUUGUAACUUUUUGAUAAGCAUAAUUACUUUAAUAGCUAGCCUUAAUUUCUGAUGUUUUAUUAUAUAAAUAUGUAUUGUGUACUGUUGUAAAUUCACAUACCAUAUCUCUAGAAUGUUAUCUGUUGCUAAACGCAAAGUUCUUUAAACUGUUUGUUCAGUAGGGUGAAAAAUGUCUUUGAAGGCCUUCACUUUUUAAACUACACCAUUUUAAAUUGACUGUUACUAAAAUGGCAUCAAAGUAAUCCUUAUCUCUGUAUUGAACAGAAUUUAUUAGCCAUUUCGUAUAAAAUAGGCUCAGUGAUUGAUUUGGGGAGUAGAUGUGGCAGGCAAAUUUCCCUUCUGAAUUCUCUCUUCCUUCAUCCACAUCAAAAAAAAAGAGAAGGUAACCUCUUUCUCUGAGAUUUUAAUCUUGGUGGUUUCAGCGGUAACUUGCUAAUAUAUAUAUUGACAUACUGUUUACCUCUGUCUAAACCUUUUAAAUCUAUUAUUUGAAUCCCAUCUUUUUCAGAGAAAACCUCUGUAAUCUGACCGCAUUGUAAACUGUACAAACAAAUCCCUGAAUUCUCUGAAGAAGGGAGGGAUUGAAUGUAGCAACUGAAGCCUUAGCGAGCGUUUGGUCCGGUCUUGAGCCGUGGAGCACUGCUGAGCCGUUGCAGCCUUGUGAGCUGUACUGAGAACUGAUACCUGGUGUGAAAAUAUAUUUUUCUGGGAUAACAGGAACUGGCAUGGGUACUUAUGCAUUUAGACUGAUAGAAUUGGUUUUAAGGUAUUGUGGAACAUGAAAGAGGUGCACGCUAUUGUAUCAAUGUCAGAAAAUUCAAUUCAAAUGAAUUUAGUCUCGCAUAGGCCUGGAAGAGAUCAUCUCAGAUAUAAAAUCCAAUCUCUCUGCUUCACAUGUCACUAAUCCCUUUAACAAAUGUAACAAGUUUCAUCUUAAGGGCAGUUAGGUAUAUUCUUCUUAGCUGGAAAUAAUGUAUUUUUUUUUACUGACAUUUGGGGAAAUCUCGUUUUUCUGAUAUGCCCCUCAAAAGACGAUCCCAAGUCAGUAUUUGCUCACGUUUGUGCUCUACUGCAUCGUAGGUACUUUGAACAGGAAAAACAGCAAAGGCAAUAAGAUGUUUGAAGUGCAGUGUGAUAUAUCAGUUUUUCUUUAUAUUUACAAUUGAUUCUCGCAGAAGAACUGCCUGUGGGCCUGCGGCCUCUGACUGUUUCGGACCUCCAAAUUUAUUCUUAGCCUCUGAAAGCAGAUUUCAGCAACUACCGCAUCAGCUUUCUUGGGACAGGAUCUUGUAAGGGUAGGAGCCAGUGGUUCUACUUGCAUCGUAACCGUUACUAGAGCUCAGGUGUUUGCAGGAUCUCGUAGCCUUGUGCUAAAGCAAUUUUGCAGGUAGGUCGUCGGCCCUGGAGGAAAGGGGCCGCGUGUCGGAUCUUGCAGCCGGGAGGACUCUGCCACUGGCUUGGGUGAGGGGGAGAUAGUCCAGCCUGUUUGCUCCCCUCUGAUUCCAAUGAAAUAUAUUUAAUUAUUUAUUUUCCAAGUAAUUUGCUAUCUCUGCUGAGUACAUGGAAAAACAUGUACAGCAUGAAAGAAACAAUACUGUCGUUAGGGUCCAAAAAAUCACUUAUGUUGUUAUUCUUAUAUUUGAUUAGCUAUAUCCUACUCCAGUCUUAAAGGUUUUCUUUUAGAAGGUGUCAGGAUGUCUGAUUACAAGUUCAGAAGAGGCAGUAAUGCAGCUAUUCACAAGGCUGGUUUGAUUUUCAGGGUCAUGACCAGUGGCAUUUACUCCGUGAUUUUUUCAUUUUUUAAAAAAAAAAAUUAUAUUCAUUCCACAUCACAUCCUUUUUUUUUCAGGGUAUGUUUUAAGGUAGUAUCAUCUUAAAAUUACAUUCAUGGGUGUUCAAUAUCUAACCAAUCAUAGUAUAGCAGUCAGCAGGCUGGGUAUUAAAAAAUGAUCCUUCUGUCCAAAGGGACUUUCUCCAUUAUAACUGUGUUACUGUUUUGUUUUUGUUUUUUUUCCUCUCAAUAAAUAAAUAGGAAACUUAACAUCUAAGCUGAGUCAGAGCCUGAUGGAACCGAGGCAAUGGUGUAAUUACUUUCAUCAGAUCACAAUAUAAAAAUGUGUUUCAUGAUGGCAAAUCACAUAGGACAUUUAACUCUCCAAUAUCUGUCUUGCGAGUAUUUCAAGGGCACUAAAAUACAUAAAAGUUUUAAAUAAGGUUUUUUGAAUUCAGACAGAUCCAUAUUCAGGUAGUCUGAUUUUUCAGAGCCAUUGCAUAGCUAUGGCACCCAAGAACUCAGAAACGCUGGUCUCCAAUGAAAGAGGGAGAACACGCUUAAAUGUGCAAGCGAGCUCAGUGUCAGUUGUUUCCACUGAAAUUCUGCUUUUUGGUUAAUCUGAUGGGGAAAGUGGGACAAAUAAUUGAGGAAAGCAACUAUGCCAUUAUUGCAAGGAAGAGAGUAUUUGUUAUAAUCAUUGCUAUGUAGACAACUUUCUGCUCUUUAUGUUAACAUUUACGAUUCUCGGUUAUUUUGCUUCAGUCUGUACUUCUGGAUCCCAGUAAAGCUUCCUCGGGUUGGUGUGUCCGUGCGCGUUUCCCAUUCCCUGACUUCUAACGUCAGAUUCACAGCAGACAGGGAAAGUGAGGUCAGAGGGAAGUAUCGGCCCUUCUUCAUGGGACAAGCCCAGGGCAGGAUACCCUAUCACGUUUCUUGGAGUCUCGCAAAAGAUAAGAGCAGAUGAAGGGAGAAAAGCCCAGAGGAAUCUUUAUAGUGUUUUUCUGGCUAGGAAGGAUACUGUUUGCAGAGCUUUUUAGAGAUGCUGACAUUAGUGAUGAUCAAGCAGAGCAGAAUUAACCCUGUUGCAUAGUAUUGAGCAGUGCAGAAAGGAAGGGAUGAAGUCUGUUGCUCUUUUUGUGUUAUGCUUAUAGGGAAUUUGAUCUGUCUUGCCCAGAUGUGAAAGUCAGGAGCUUGUUACAGCCAUCACAGACGGAGGCGGUUGGCCAUUCGCCCAUGCAAAUAACCUUUCGUGGAGUGUUUUUCCAGACCGUGACUUUUCAGUAAAGCCUCAUCUUUCUACUGGAGCUGUAGCUCCAAUUCUGACUCUGUGACUAAGGUACUGCAUGGUGGCAGGACUCCACCUGCCCCAGGAGAAGGCAUGGAGAGCUCUGCUCCAGGAGGCUGCAGUGCUGGCAGAUCGCAGCUUCUUUGGGGCCAGUUACCCCUUUGAAACGGGCCCUUUGGUUUCCUUCAGUCGUUCUCCAUCCUCUUUACCCUGCAGUCUGUGGGAGAGGCAACAUUUGUCAGUCCUCAUCCUUCGAUUCGGUAGCUACUGUGCUUUUGGCACGCGGGCAGUCAGUGGAUCCAGAGAGAAAGCAGAAGACCUCUUCUGACUAGUUACUACUCCACCAAAAGGAGAAGGGAGUACUUUAGUCCAAAAAAUGCUUUUAUUUUCCACAAUCUCUUCCACCUUUACCAACCUAGGUAAAGCUUCUCUCAUACUGAUUAUAAAUCUCCUACUCUAAAAUGGUAGGAAGAAAACAGAAGUGGAAGGGGACAUUGAGUGAAACCUGAGCUGUUCAGCUGUCCUACCCCUGCGUGCUGUCCGGAAGCCCCGCGGGGCUCUUCUAUGGUAAAGCACGGCACUCCAGGGCACCUCCAACCUCACGCUGGCUCAGCAGUUUGGUGAAUGUUUUGUGUUAACUGCACACCAAGUUAUUUUUGCCUUACAUGAAGGAACCAAAAAUGAGACAGAUGAAUAUUUGGCAAAGGGUCUGUGUAUGAACAGCUCACGGAAGUGAAUUUGCAGUAGCAGUCAUACAACAGGUUUUUUGGGCUUUUUUUCUUUUUUUUUUCUUUUUUUAAAGUAAUUUGAUUUCAUGGCUUUCUGUAGAAUAUUGUAAUAAGUCUGCUGUAAAUACAAUAAAGUCAGUUUGCUGA
Rhea pennata is the source of this 9587-nucleotide messenger RNA. It is a transcript of the gene SLK, whose product is annotated as STE20 like kinase. Bases 207 to 3890 code for a protein of 1227 amino acids. The record is from RefSeq and is a predicted model, not a curated record. Gene Ontology annotation, biological process: protein phosphorylation. Gene Ontology annotation, molecular function: protein serine/threonine kinase activity; ATP binding; protein binding. The transcript has 18 exons. Lineage: Eukaryota; Metazoa; Chordata; Aves; Rheiformes; Rheidae.